This is a messenger RNA of Ornithorhynchus anatinus (platypus), 4679 nucleotides long. It is a transcript of the gene PLA2R1, whose product is annotated as phospholipase A2 receptor 1. The coding region runs from base 16 to 4272 and encodes 1418 amino acids. Lineage: Eukaryota; Metazoa; Chordata; Mammalia; Monotremata; Ornithorhynchidae. The record is from RefSeq and is a predicted model, not a curated record. Gene Ontology annotation, molecular function: signaling receptor activity. The transcript has 29 exons.
GGUAAAGGCAUAUUCAUGAUUCAAAGUGACUACCUUAGGACGUGCAUUUCCUCUGGCAAAAAUGGACUGGUUCUGCAGGACUGCCACCAGCCAACAAAGAAUAUGCUAUGGAAAUGGGUCUCUAAACGUCACCUCUUCAACUUAGGCAGCAGUGGCUGCUUGGGCUUGAACAUCAGUAAUGAAGAACAGCCGCUAGGCCUUUAUGAAUGUGACUCUCCUCAUUCUUCCCUUUGGUGGCACUGUAACAGAAAGGUGGUGGUUGGUGCCUCCCAGUACGCCCUGGAGAUUAAGAAUUACAAUCUUGUUGUUGCCAGGAGGCAAUCAUCCCAUGAGUGGGUGCAAUACCUAUCAGAUGGAGAUGACAUUUGUGAGCAUCCAUUUCAAGAAUUAUAUACUAUUCAAGGAAAUUCACAGGGAAGACCUUGUGUUUUUCCAUUUCGAUACAACAAUCAGUGGUUCUAUGAAUGCACUAAGGAGGGCAGGAAAGAUGGACUUCUCUGGUGUGCCACCACAAGUCAGUAUGAGAAAGAUCAGACAUGGGGAUUUUGCCCAAAUCCUGAAAUAGGUUGUAAAGUUUUUUGGGAGAAAGACCCAGACACAAACAUUUGCUAUCAAUUCAAUCUUAACUCAUUUCUCUCUUGGAAUGAGGCACGUUCUUCAUGUAAGAUGCAAGGAGGUGAUUUACUAAGUAUCACCCACUGGAAAGAAGAAAAUUUCAUACAGAAAUUUCUUAGUGUUAAAGAAGUUAAGAAAGUGUGGAUAGGCUUAAACCAGCUGGAUGAAGUAAAUGGCUGGCAGUGGUCAGAUGGAACACCCCUCAUACAUCUGAACUGGGAUCCAGAUGUAAAUUUUGACCCCUUUGUUCAAUAUCACUGUGGAACAUUCAAUUCACUGCUGUGGGAUAGCUGGCAAAAUCAUGACUGUGAAUCUCCACUGCCUUAUGUAUGUAAAAAACAUUUAAACCAUACCAAACGUGAAUUACUUGCUGAAAAAAAUACCUGGAAAUAUUAUCCUACCCACUGUGAGCCUAGCUGGCACCCUUAUAAUGGCAACUGCUACCGACUCCAGAAAGAAGAAAAGAACUGGACAGCUGCUUUGCACUCUUGCCAGUCUAUUAAGAGCAAACUAAUAAAUAUGGCCUCAUUAGCAGAGGUGGAAUUCCUUGUAAAUCUUCUUAAAGAUGAAAAUGUGUCUGAAACUUGGAUUGGCUUGAGCAGUGGGAGGAAUCCAGUUUUCUUUGACUGGUCUGGUGGCUCCUCCGCUACCUUCACAUUAUGGCACAAACAGCAGCCCAAUACUUUCCCAAAUGGAAGCAGGCUCUGUGUUUCAGCAGACAAAACUGGUGGACACUGGAAAGUCAGAAACUGUGAGGAAACAUUAUUUUACAUUUGUAAAAAUGCAGGGAAAGUACUUUCUGAAGCUAAAUCAGGAUGCCAAGAGGGAUGGGAAAGACAUGGUGGAUUUUGUUACAAAAUUGACCUUAUCCGUCGAAGUUUUGACCAGGCAUCCCGUGGCUAUUACUGUCCUCCUUCACUUGUAACAGUAACCAACAGGUUUGAACAGGCAUUUAUCACCAAUAUGAUCAGCAGUGUGGUAAAAACUGAGGACAGUUACUUUUGGAUAGCUCUUCAAGACCAAAACGUGACAGGGGAAUACACCUGGAAAGUAAGAGGGCAGGAAUAUCAGCCAGUGCAGUACACCAACUGGAAUAAAUAUCAGCCACGCUAUAAUGGAGGCUGCGUUGUUAUGCGAGGAGGGAACCCUCCUGGGCUCUGGGAAGUGAAAGACUGCCAAAGAUUCCGAGCCAUGUCCCUGUGCAAGCAACCACUCAAUCCACAUCCAGAAACACAGCGGGAAAAGAUAUGGCCUUUUGAACCUUGCUUUCUAGGCUGGGAAUCAAAGCCCAAUCUCCCAAGCUGCUACAAGGUGUUCCAUAGUGAGAAAGUCCUCAUGAAAAGAACCUGGAGUGAAGCUGAAGCACUUUGUGAAGAUUUCGGAGCCCAUCUCGCAAGCUUCUCCCAUAUUGAUGAAGAGGAUUUUGUGAAUGAAAUGGUACUCUCAAAAUUUAAUCGGACAGAAGAAAGGCAGUUCUGGAUUGGAUUUAAUAAAAGAAAUCCAUUAUCCGGAGGAUCAUGGGAGUGGUCUGAUGGAACUCCAGUCAUCUCUUCAUUUUUAGAUGACAUGUAUAUUGGAGAAGAUGCUAGAAAUUGUGCCAUAUACCAAACAAAUAAAACUGUUUUGCCACUGCGCUGUGGUUCCAAGCGAGAAUGGAUAUGUAAACUACCAAAAGAUGUGAGACCGAUGAUUCCCAAAUGGUACCAAUAUGAUGGUCCAUGGUUAUUUCAUCAUGGAACUGAAUACCUUUUCCAUACCAGUGCUACUGAAUGGGCCAAUUUUGAGUUGGUUUGCCAGUUGCUCGACAGUAAUUUACUCACAAUUCAUUCGGCUGAGGAACAGGAAUUUGUCCAGAACAAAAUAAAAACGCUAUCGAAAAGUGAUGUAAAUUGGUGGAUGGGACUGCACAAAAUGGGACCUAAUGAUGGAUUCUGCUGGAAAGAUGGUUCACCAUUAAUAUUCCAAAACUGGGACAAAGGAAGAGAAAGAUCUGGACAGAAUCAGAGACAGAGAUGUGGCUUCAUUUCAUCAGAAACAGGGCUUUGGGGUGAUGAUGAUUGCUCUGUUGCUAUGCCUAGCAUUUGUAAGCGUAAGAAAAUCUGGAUCACAGAGAAAGAUUUAUCAGAGCAACCACAUGGCCUGUGUCCCAAAGGAUGGCUGUAUUUUGGAUCUAAGUGUUUUCUGGUGGAAAUUCCGAAGGAUCCAAGCAAGCUGAAGAGUUGGAAGUCUGCUCAGGAUUCCUGUGCUGAAGAAGACGGGGUUCUAGCAUCCAUUGAAAAUGAAGUAGAACAAGCUUUCAUUACUAUGAAUCUUUUUGGACAGAAGGCUAAUGUUUGGAUAGGUUUACAGAACAGUGAUUAUGAAGAAUGGCUAAAUGGAAAGCAUGUAGCAUAUUCUAAUUGGUUGCCAGUUGACAUAAUAAAUAGUCAGAGUCUAAAUACUACCAAAUUACGAGAACAAGUUCAUCUCUGUGCUCUCCUAUCAAGUAACCCUAAUUUUCAUUUUACGGGGAAAUGGUACUUAGAAGACUGUGGAAAAGAAAGUUAUGGCUACAUCUGCGAAAAAAUGCAGGAUACAUCCAAGCAUAACACAAAUGCAUCCACUAUGUACCCAACAUCCAGCACCUUACAAUAUGGAAACAGAACUUUCAAAGUUAUUGGUGGAAAUAUGACCUGGUAUAUGGCUUUAGACAUCUGUGCAGCAAAUGGAGCAGAAUUGGUCAGCAUUACAGAUCAAUUUCGUCAAUCUUUUCUCACUGUUCUUGUUAACCAACUUGGACAUGCCCAUUGGAUUGGACUGUUUACCUCAGAUAAUGGUCUUAAUUUUGAGUGGUCAGAUGGUACCAAGUCCUCAUUUGCUUACUGGGAAGAUGAAUCUCCAUCUUUGGGUGGCUGUACUUUGGUGGAUAUCAAUGGAGGCUGGAAAAGUGCUGACUGUGAAACACUUCUGCAAGGAGCAGUCUGCCAUGUGCCAACUGAAACAAGUCUAAGUGAAUUCAAAGGGCUCUGCUCAGAAACAUCUUUUCCCUGGGUGAAACUUAAAAAUAAUUGCUACAGUUUCUCCACAGUCCUACAAAGUAUGAGUUUUGAUGCUGCACAAAAAUUUUGCAAAGGGCAAGGAUCCAAUCUAUUAACUAUUAAAGAAGAGGUGGAAAACUCAUUCCUCUUAGAAGAGCUCCAUGCCUAUCAUUCCUCUGUCCCGAUGGUCUGGCUGAAUGCUCAAUUUGAUAGUAACAAUGGAACCAUCACAUGGUUUGAUGGUUCUCCUGCAGAACUCUCAAACUGGGGUAUAAGGGAACCGGACUUAGAUCGUUUCAAGACUCAGCUUUGCAUUGCUAUGAAUACCAAAGAUGCUGUGUGGCAGUUAUGUCCAUGCACAGAAAAAAAAGGAUUCAUAUGUAAAAUGGAGACAGAUGCUAAUGACCUAAACAUUUGGGCUGGAAAAGCACCGAGCCAUGGUUUCAUACCCCUUGCAGUGACAGUAACACUGAUUGUAAUUUUGGGUUUUUCCACAUUCUCCUUCUGCCUGUACAAGUUAAACAGUCGUCUCUUCAGAAGAUUUUCAGCUUUCAGAAUUACCUAUUACACAUCAACAAACUCUGGAAUUGCACCUUUGGAAGAAAACAUCCUCAUUUCUGACCUUGAGAGAUAUGAUUAAUAAUUAUGAAACAAUGCGGACCUUUUAGUAAAAAGGAUAUUAAAAGUUCCAUCUUCUAGUUCAUUUUACAAAGUGAAUACCAUAAUGAUUAAAAUUUGUUAAAUAUUUAAUUAGCUCUUUAUCGGUCAAUGUAUUUAAACUGUAAUUAAUUUCAGGCUCUUUUUCCAACCUUAUUAUUCCAAUUAUUUGAUCAUUUGAAAAAGGAACUGAAAGGGAGACUGGAAACUCCCAAAAGAAUUUCCAGUACAGCAUGUAGAGAAAUUCCUUGGUGCAGGAGGGCUUGAAAAUGAAUGUUUUUCAAAAUUGACCAAAGUUUAUGUGGCAAGAUUCAAAUUAGCAUGAGACAUUUUCUGAGAAAAAAUUUCAAGUUUUCUUGCAUUUAAAUAUAUCUAUGGAAAUAUAUUAAA